This is a messenger RNA of Taeniopygia guttata (zebra finch), 13993 nucleotides long. The record is from RefSeq and is a predicted model, not a curated record. Lineage: Eukaryota; Metazoa; Chordata; Aves; Passeriformes; Estrildidae.
UGGGGCUUUUCCAUCUGGGUAGGUGGUGCCGCCCUUGAGACUCUUAAACUUGUUUGGCAGCAAAAUGGACCAUUGUUGUCUUGGUUUUGCACUUGUUUGCAAGCCGAGCUAUUUCCAUGCUACCAAACAUGACUUCCAAAUUGCAAUUCCUGCUGUCUGCCAAAGGGGCUAAUAAGUCCUGCUCUCACCUUUCCUUCUUGCCUGGGUAAAUUACAAAUGACCAUGGCAGGAGCUGACUCAGCUGAUGCCUGGCUGCAGUGUCUGACUGUUCCAGGAAUAGUCUUUAUUUGUUACCCUAAUACAGGAAAGCACGACCCGGUAAUUUAUGACAGAUCACAGAUCCAAAGAAAGGAAUUUGAAAAUGUCACCAACUUUAUUAACAGCCAUCUCUGUGGCCACCUUCAGGUCAGAUCAGAGACUGUGCAUGGCUUAACAACUGAAUCCACAUUGCCCCAGGAGGGGCAGAAAGGUGUGUCUUGUCACAGUACUGUUAAGGGUAGAGGUGUCUGUCUUCUAGGUUCCUUGUCCAGGGUCCAGUGGGCAUUUCCACAGUGCCAGAAGAACACUCAUAUACCUCAUAAAAAAUAGGGAUUUUUGAAGACCACAAAAGCCAGAUGGAUUAUUUUUUUAUUAAUAAUUUUUGUCAUGGACUGAACUGAACCUGGACUAGCAUGGAUUAUUUUAAAAAAUCAUGAUGUGUCUGAAUACUUACUGGUUUUGGCUAGAGGAGUAGCUCAGGUAAAGUAGUAGUUAGACCAGUGAUUUGUAAUGUGUUUAGCCAGCAUUGUAAUUAGUGCUAUUGGAGGGCAUAAUGAAGAGUGGCUCAAAACCUGAAUGUCUGGGCUGCUUGAAAGGUCAUGGGAACCGAAGCUGAGGAUUAAUUCAAGAGGAAUAUACUUAAUUACUUUGAAUACAAAAUCACUGUAGAACAGAGAUAUAAAGUUACCCUUGUAACUUUUCCUAAAUAAUUUUCUAUAACAGGUCUCUUUUACACCUUGAUUAUAAGAGCAGUGUAAAAAUUUGAAGGUUUUAAUUAGCUGAUAGUUCAGAAGAAAUGUUUCAUUUUCACAUUUAUAUUCAUUUUGAUGAAUACCACUCACUGACAGAACAAAAACACAUUCCAAAAUCUGAUAUGCUCUCUCUGUGAAUUAAUAUGCAAUAUUACGUAUUUUUAAAAACAUCUGAGAUUAACAUUUUCACUUUUGCUGUAAAAAUGUAUUGUUGAAAUAGUGAAAUAGUUACUAAUUGUGGUUUUCAACAUUAGAUAAUGUGUGAUCCUUAUUCUGGCCAUGGGAAAUAAUUUGUUCAGUGUGAUGGUACUAUUGGAAUAUUUUAAUCCAAAAGAAAUAUCAGUCUUUCAACACCCAUUAAAGUGAGUGCUAGUAAUUCCAGUACUUUCCUUUGGGAGGUUUUAAAGGUUUGGUGAACUAGGUGGGAGUUAUGACUUGUUUGGGAUAGAGGCAGGAUCAAGUUUCUUCUUUGAGAGCAAGUGUUGGCCAUGGAAGCCCUUUGACCCCUCUGUGGUUCUGCCAACAUCUCAGUCCCCUUGAUUUGUUGCUAAACCCACUUGGAAAGCAGAGAUGUCCCCAGCUGUGAGUUUUGCAUUUUGCUAUACAUUUUAGCAGUCUCUGCUAUAAGGAACUGUCAACACUAAAUGUACAGCAUUGCAGCCAAGGCAGUCUCUGCAGAGCUUCCUGCCAGAAAACUUUAUUCAUUUGAGGAAGACAUCAUUCCUUUUCCAACAGAGAUGAUGUCAUCAGGGAAAAAAAUUUAUAUUUUAUGCACUGGGUCAUUUUUUCCCCCAUAAUGGGGCACUGUGUGACCCAUAAUUGGAAGAAAAUUGGUCAUGAUUUAAGAGAUGACGUACAUCCAGUGUACAGACCAUAUGUUAUGUUCAGGACAUGUCCUCUAAUUCAGCUGUCUCCACAGGUAGGAGCCUGGUGCCAAAUUAGCCACUGCCAUCACCACGUGGCUGAACCCAAUUCAGAAGAAAAUAAAUGUUUACAUCUUAGCUGAAUUCUUUCAGCUUCCUUCACUUUCUCAGUUUAAGACAUAUGGAUUUGUGGCAGUGGUGGGGGACUAGACAUUGUGUAAAGCACUCGAUUAUGCUAAUAAAUUCAUGGUUUAUAUCUGCAAAAGAAUUAAUAUUGAUAAGCAUAUGUUUAUGAGUUUCGUAUUCAGCGGAACCUUCCAGCCAUAUACCUAUGUGCCAGCUCUUUGCAAAAUCAGGAAUCUAGCAGUUUACACAAGCAUUGUAGAAACUGUAAAUAGGUAUGAGUUAAUUUUAAUUUAGGAGGGGAAAUGAGGUAUAAAAAAUGUUCUCCUCAAACUGUUUACUGACCAUAAUAUUCUGCUAUACUGGCUGUGGAGUUCUUUGGUCUGAAUAAUAGCCAUGAAGACGAGAGUGGCUGAGCAGGCAGGAAGAGAAAAAAUCCUGAAGGGGAACAUGAAGCAUGUCUUGUUUUACCCGGAACCUGUAUGAGUCUGUGAGUUUAACAUGUUCAGUUAAGUGUUCUGUAAUUUAAACAACAGAGAGACAGAUCUGCUGUCCCAGAUACCAAAUAACCUUGCUUUCAGCUGAAAUUAGAAUGCAUGAUCAGUCAAACACUGAUUCAAAUGACAGGUUCAGUGAAAAGAUACUUUAAAAAAUUCCCAAUCAGGCCUGCCUAUCAAAAAUGAAUUUUUCUAGUUCAUUUGCAUUAAAAAAUAAACUUCAGUUCAGUAGGGAGGCUGUGUAUUGUCCUUUCAACAGAGAGAAAGAUAUGAACUUACCGCCUCCAGAAGAGAAGUAGAGUCUGACUCUUACCAGAUUUUGUCCUCUUGCCAACUCACCUUUCCUCAUAUAGAGCUUCAGUAGCAUGGUCUUAGCUUCUUUGUCUUUGAGAUUUAAUGCUAACUUCUUUUUUAAAAAAUAAAUAAAUUCAAACCUGCUUUAUUGGGCCUGAAUAGCAAACGAUGAGCUCCCAUUGGAGGGUGUCACUGUAAGGAGAAUGUUUGUGUUUGUGUGAGAGCACUCAGAGUCUCACUGCUCACGCUGGAAGAGUUUCUUGUGACAGAUUAUCUCUGGUGAUAUUUAGCAAGCAGCUCACACGCAACAAAUAAAGGCCAGACACGUGUAAGACUGACUGCUUCUGGCAGCUUCAUAUUAAGAUCCAUUUUGCCAGAUUUGCUUUUGAAGUCUGUGCUCCAAGAAUGAUGCACGAAUACCUGUUCUGAGCUUGUGUCUGUUGUGCUGGAAAUGUUAUUAAAGCAGGUGCAUGCAGCACUUGGGUGCAUGGGUUAAUGUAGACCUGUCAGUGUUGGGGGAAUUCUUGGGCUCAAUGGUCUUAGAGGACUUUUCCAGUCCUUCUCAGACUCUGGAGGGGAUCUGUUGUUGUCUGCUGCUUGUUUAAGUGCAGGGUGUAAAAUUAUUUUUAAAAAUAAUGUUUUUUUCUCUGCAGAGGCCUGACGGUUUCAAGGAGGCCUGUAGUUUACAAGUCAAACUCUCAAAGGGCCCCGGGAAUGAGUGCUGACACUGCUCAUUCAGCACUUCUGCUGCAUUCUAAGAUGGUUUCUCUCACAAUAAAUAUUGCAGGCAACCUUGAGCAUCCUAUGAAAAUCUGUCAAUAGACAUCCUAUUUCUCUGUGCUUGCAUGGAGCUGGUCUGUUUCCAGUUGUGCAGUGUUGUUGUACUGGGCUGAGGGCAGCAAACAGAUUUCUCUUCCAUGUGAUGUCAGGAAUGACACCUGUGCAAGCUCUGGCACAGAAAACCUCUCCUAUUUUUUGUAGAUACCCUUGUACUUUGCUCUUUGGGUCUGCAGCUCUCCUGCUCAUAUGUCUCUCAGGUGCUGCAACUACUGGCCAGUCCUGAUAUAGCAGAGAAUGAUGAGAGGACACAGAAAAUCAAAGACUGACACAAUACAUGGGCUGUUUGAAGCAGCUCAGGCUCACCAUCACUCCAGGAGAAAGAGCUUCUGCUAGGCUCAGGAAUUUGGUGAAUUACUACACAGAUACGAAGAAAAAAAAUUCUUUUGAAUGGAGGGCAGUAAAGGUAGAAAAGCUGAAAGUGUUUUCACCAAAACCUAAGUGAUAUAAGAAUCUGCAAAUUCAGUGUCACACCUCCAGAAAAUCAUAGGAAGCCAAAUUCUACUCUCUGAUAUUUGCUGUUAUUGUAAAAUGACUCCCAGAGCAACUGGGGCAAAUUUCUCUGAGUUUUCAAAGCUAUCAGUAGUAAUCAAACGGUUCAAAUAAUUAAGUAAAUUUUUCUUCUAAUUCUGAACUUAUUGGCCUUGACUAAACUACUGCAUACAAAUCUGCCAGUGUAGUGUUUUUUGGGGUCUCAGCCUGGGAAUUUUGAUGGCCAUACAGCUUUUCCUUUUCCUGAGAGGGUUUUUGGUAUGAAAUGGUACAGUUCCUAUAUGGAAAUAGUCUCACAUAAUGUGAGCUUAUAUGAACUGAUAAUUUAAAGAAUAAAUAUUUGGCCCCAGAGCUGAUGGCUUUGACAACAGGGAAUCAAACUACUUUUUGUGUUUAGCUUGCGGUCCCCUGGUAUGUGUAGUAUUCCCAGUACAGUGCAUCCCACUGAGUUAUUUUUCUAACCUAAAUGUUGGUUUUCUUUCCUUUGUUCUGGAAGACCCUGAAUGAAAAAAUAGUAGAAGAUUGUUUCCAAGGAAGUAUCAGUAUGUCCUUGCCCUCUACCCCUACUUUUCCCUGGGUAAUCUUUGAUCUGACCCGGGGUCCCCACACUAUUUAUAAGCAAGGUGAUAAUGGAAGCAUUUAGCAGGGCUCAGAAACAGAGGUGUGUGAGCUGUGACAGGCACUGAGGCAGGACAUACCAGGAGCUGGAUCCCUAAACCUUCUCUGCAAAGUCAGUUGUGCCUAAAGUGCUGCUCUCCAGCCUGCAGCAGUUCAGGCUGACCAGCUUCAUACCUUAAACACUUGUGUGACUUUUGUUGCUUAAAAAUAGGUAAGGCAAAGCCUGCUUUAGCCAUUGUCUAUCUUGCCCAAAAUUGCUGUAGGUCGUGCUGAGGACUAGCCCUGUCUUUAAGGAUUGUGUUGAAAGGCUUGCACAGUUACCUUUGGCCCUUCUUCACAUAGAGCACCAGUUACAGCUGAAACAAAGUCCAUUAACACUCUCUGUUUGCUGCUCCACACAGCUGGGCUGCUGGCACACUAGAGAAAUUUGCAUACACUGAUUUAACCGUUGGAAAAUCUAUGCACACAAAAAUCUUCUUCUCUUAGACAAUGGAUUUUCCCCCUUCAUUUUGUUGUCAAAAUCCUUUUCCCAUCUGUUAUUGGGGCAAAACAACUUCCUAGUCUGGAUGUUUCAUUCAUGGAUAAAGCUUUCAUUGGAACUUGUUUUAGGGUUGGGGCAGAUUUUGCUCCCAAUGAAAUGAGUGACAAAACUCCCCAUGAGUUGAAUUGAGCCUCUCCUGAAAAUGUGGGGUUUUAAGAGGACUUAUGAUGGCUGUGGACAAGGUCUAAUUGCUCUACCCUUUCAGAAGAGAACUGUGUCUAGUGGAGGAACAAUCAGAAUAUUUGUCUCUUUAAAUGAAUGGUUCUCAGAGCCUGCACUGAGAGGCAGGCUCUCUCUCUGCGGCUGUGAGGCUACUCAGAACCUCCAAUAAAUCAGCAUGCAGGCACUGAGAGCUCUGUCCUUGAAGGGAUGCAUAGUGACCUUGCUCAUGCUUACUCUGGAGGAGUAGGGGAAACAGGGGAGCCCAAAUAGUGAGCAGUGUGGGACUGAAGGCUCUGUAUUCUGCAUGCAAAUUCCACAGCACCGGAGCCACGGCACAGACGGCGUGCUGCUACAGAAUGCAGCUUUCCUGAUAGCCUGACCAGACUGCUGCUGCUGUGUUUCUUUUUUUUCUCUUUUUUCCUGCAGGGUUCUGAAUGAAAUCCUCAUGAUUGUUGCAUGCUUGUUCAAUAAUAGCAAGCCCCAGUCACGUCUCCUUGUGAGCACAUUUGGUCGGAAUCAGUGAGCAGAAGCAGAGAAGAGCUGACGACUAUGUGCUUCCAACGCAGGUUGCCGGAGCCCUGUGUUUGCCAUUGGCUGCAGUUCUCUGGUUUGUGUGCAGCUUCCCCCAUCUGGAAUAUGAAAAUGGGAUUGAAGUAGAUAAUUGCUAGCAGCGGGUUUUCAAGAGAGGCUUAGAGGGAACAGAAUGCCUCUCACACAGCACAGGCUGCCUGUGCUGAGAGAGCUCUGAGAGAUGAUUUUAGAUGUUACCCACGUCUGAAUCUCCUGGAAACUUUGCCAUGGAAGCAAGCCAUUGCACACAGUCCUGGAGCUGACAUCCAAAAGGGGCAAGGAAGGGGCAGCAGAUCCAGACAGUGGGAUACCUUGUCCUUGGAUUGCUCACAGAAAAGCCAGCAGACAUUCCCCUCCACUCCCCUGCAAAAAGGGCAUGAAGGUGGCAAUGAACUGAAUUUUACCCGGUGAAGCUUCAGUGGCUUUUAAGAAGGAUGGGAUACACUGACCCUUCAUCAAGCCGGGAUUUGCUGGGAAACAGAACUUUGUUCUUCAUCUUCAUCUGCGCCUUUGCCGUGGUCACCUUGCUGCAGCAGAUCCUCUACGGGAGAAACUAUCUUAAGAGAGGGCUGCAGUUUAGCUGGCAGAAUGGAGAGGAAUUGGCAAAUUGGACCGGCACCUUUAAUUUCACGGAUGAAGGAGCAAUGAAGAGUGGCAGUGACACAGGCACCAGGUAUUUUGAGUUUUAUGAAGGACCUUUGGAAUACAACUCUACAAAAUGCCUGGAAUUAAGGCAGGACAUCAUUGAGGUGAAGGUCUUAUCAAUGGUGAAACAAACUGAAUUGUUUGACAGAUGGAAGAGCCUACAGAUGUGCAAAUGGGAGAUGAAUGUCACAGAAGCCAAUUUAUUCAAGUCUACUCUGUCAAGGUGUUGCAACGCCCCAUCCUUUCUGUUCACUACCCAGAAAAAUACUCCCUUGGGAACGAAACUGAAAUAUGAAGUGGACACGAGUGGAAUCUUUCAUAUCAACCAAGAAAUCUUCAAAAUGUUUCCAAAGGAUAUGCCGUACCAGCGCUCCCAGUUUAAGAGGUGUGCAGUGGUUGGGAAUGGAGGAAUUCUGAAGAACAGCAGAUGUGGCCGAGAGAUUGACAGUGCAGACUUUGUGUUUCGAUGCAAUUUGCCUCCUAUAUCUGAGAAAUACUUAAUGGACGUUGGGGUGAAGACAGAUGUCGUGACAGUCAAUCCCAGUAUAAUCACUGAGAGAUUCCACAAGCUGGAGAAGUGGAGGAAGCCCUUCUAUGACGUGCUCCAGGUGUAUGAGAACGCCUCCGUGCUGCUGCCGGCCUUCUACAAUACACGCAACACGGAUGUGUCCAUCCGGGUCAAGUACGUCCUGGAUGACUUCGAGUCCCAGCAGGCUGUUUAUUACUUCCACCCCCAGUAUCUCAUCAACGUCUCCCGCUACUGGCUCAGCCAGGGUGUGCGGGCCAAGCGGGUCAGCACCGGGCUGAUCCUGGUGACUGCGGCCCUGGAGCUCUGCGAAGAGGUGCACCUCUUUGGCUUCUGGGCCUUCCCCAUGAACCCCUCAGGGAUUUUUAUAACUCACCACUACUAUGACAACGUGAAGCCUCGCCCCGGCUUCCACGCGAUGCCCUCAGAGAUAUUCAAUUUCCUCCACAUGCACAGCAAGGGGAUCCUGCGGGUUCACACGGGGACCUGCAGCUGACAGGGACACUGCAGAGUGUGGCAGGAGCUCAAUGGCCUGUGUAAGGUGUAGGAGGUUUUGUUUUACCCCGAGAUUAUGCAAUAAUUGUUUGAUAUAAAUUUCCUCAAGGCAUUGCAUCCCAUAAGAUCUAGGACACCAGCAUCUUUCCUGCUAGCAGAGUUGGGUCCACAACAGUGCAGGAGAAGCAAAACUCCUGUGCCCCAGGGUACAUGCUGUCCUGGAAAGCAAGUCAGAUAAGAAGCACAUUUACAAUACAUUUAGGAAUAAAUAGACCACAUUAAUGUAUUUACCAUUUCACUAUGGAGAAAAGCACCAAACUUUUGAGGAAAAACAGAGGUGGAGAAUUUUAGCGUAGAUUAUAUGACUUUACAUAGGUUUCUGAAUUGAGUACUUUGGGGUAUUGCCAGAUAUUAUUGAACACUGUCUCUGGCCUUUAGGUUUUUGAAAAUACUCUUUAGCAUUAUAGCUUAAUGGGGAUAUAUAACUUAAAAUCUUUGUUCCAUAAUGUCACAAAGUGUUGAUCAAAAAUAGCAGAUAGAUGUGUUAGGAAUAAACAAUAACACUUUAUGAUUUUUUUUCAACCAGGAUAGAACAGAAUGUUGAACUCCCAUUGGCAGCAACAGAUAACUGUGUGAAUCAUGUUGUGAUACUGUUUUAGAGAUUUAUUAUUCAUCCUUCUUGCACCUUACAUUUCUGUUCUCCUCUGCUGAUUGUGCUUCCUUUCUCCUUGUCUGUGAUGCUUUCCUUCUGGCUAACACAUGGCAAUACGUGCACUUCCUCCUACAGCCACCAUCUCAGCAUCACAUUGGAGUGCUUGCUGAAGGAACAAGCUCUUUCACAAGGUUUUCUUGAGAUGAAGAGCAAGGGGAUUACGUAGUUAUAUUUUACAUGUUGAUUUUUUUGUUCAGCAUAAGAUAGGGAAAAAACCCAUUUCCUUGUUGAUUUUUGUCAAAGACUUUGUAAAAGUAUCUGAAUGUUGAUUCACUUCUGUGCAGGUUGAGUUAACACUUUCAGGUAUCUGUAAUAUGUUAAUGUCAGGAAAUGAAGUUUAAAUUCAGAGAAGUUAUUUUGUGGCUUAGAUUAUGAUGCUUAUUUUAAAAUUAUGCAUCUUGAGAUGUAAAGCAUCUUAGUGUGGCGUUUUUGUAUAUUGAGAAUGUUAUUAGGAUAGUAAAAGGGCUGGUGGUAUAUUCUUUAAAUGUCAUCAGUGUAGCUCUGUCAGGUAUGCCAAGCCUAAUUUUUACCUGCUACAGCUGACAAAAUCCUGAAGCAGAAAAGAUGGCACAAGUUGCUGGAUUUAUUUUGUAGUAAUAGGAUGCUGGUAUAUGCCCUUUCAUACUGGUAUGGCUGCAUGCAGAGGAGGUAAGGUUUACUGUUCCAGCUGUGCUGGCAUAGUUAAGUGAACAGAGUUUCCCUGUCUAAGUUCUUAGUCUGAAGCACUAGGGCUGUUGCCUUGUCUUGUCUUAUGUAGAUUACAAGGAUUUGAAGUUUAAAGUUCUGUAUGAGGGAUUUUUUUUUUUUUUUUUUUUUUUUUGCAGGGGUGGGGCUGGCGGGGAGAGAGUUAAAAUCCAAAUAUGGACUUGGAGUUUGAUUUUGUAAUGCAUGAAUGCACAAAGCUUCUUUUAAAAGCCUCUGUGCUAUGCUGAGAGCUGUGCAAGUUGCUCACACUACAGAUAAAAUGAUCACAAAGAAAGUGAAGGCACAUUGGUCACCAUUUCAAAAGUCACUGCUGGCCAGCAGUGACCUAGAUGGCACGUGAGAGUGUAUUUUAUUUCGACUAGACUCCUGAGGUUUGAUUGCCUUAGAAGCAACCCAUAACCUUGAUGAAGGUUUCAGAACUCACCUAGGAAACACCGACCAGGGGCAGGUGAAGGACCAGUGCUUAAGCUUACUAUGUAAUUUGUAGUGAUGUGUUUUAGGUCUUAGAGUUACGCUGCAUGUUAUUGAGCAACCCCGUGUAUUGUCUACCUGUGAAAUAGGCAGCACCCCCAUCAACCUGCAGGUGAAAUGGUUUCCUUGAUUCAAUAUGCAAAAGAGAUAUUUGUCUUUGUUAUGUUGUGUAAAUUUGUGUGCAAAGGGCUUUCACAAUGAAGUGCUGUGAUGAAAGUGCUAUUUAGACAGCAAUGUGACACUGCAGGUUGGCCGUCUCGCUGUGCAUUGUUUUAUGAUAACAGUAAUGACACUGAAGCUGGUAUUUAGAGUCCUUACUCCUUAUUCUGCCUGAGUUUGGGCCUAGUAGUGACUUCAGGUUUGCUGCUGCUGCUCUGCUAAGGUUACCUUCUUUAGUAAGAGAUUUUUCUUUACUAUGGUGAUGGAAGUGAACAAAAUCAACUGAAAGGAGUCUGAUACAUUGCAAAAGGCACUUCAAAAAAGAUGGGUAAGCACUUGAGAAGCAUCCAUAUGUUGAUAGAAAUAGUGCAAAUCCCUCCUUUUAGUUGCAAGAAAGCCUUUUGGACAGACAAAAGGAUAAGCAAAACUGCAUUUGCAGUUAAUCUGUAAUUACAGGGUCACAGACAUUUGCUUUCCAUUGUUUGCUUAAUAUAAUAAAUGAACAAUGUAAAUUCACUGUAAUAAGUGCAGUGUUACUGUGUUUAGAUUUUGAUUGCUUAUAAAUCUAUAGCUACUAUAUUUUUUUAAUGAUUUUAAGAAGUGUGUGCAGUUUACUUGCACAUAUGCACCAAAGCCCAGUCUUGCCAUAUUUAUCUGAAAAGAGCCCCCAUUCAUGUGGGUGGGUAAUUUAUUUGUGUAGGGACUGCAGAAACAGAUAUUUCUGUGAAGGUGUACAUAGGUGUACAGUUAGAUAUAAGGAGUGAUUCACAAACCAGAAAGAUAAUUAAUGAAAUUUAUAAAAAUAGUCCUUGAGAUGAAAUACAUGUCACAACAUGUUCACUUUCUGAUACAUUUUUCAGGUAUUGCUCAAAAAAUAAUUGCAAAACGAUGGCAUUUGCCAGAAAUGCCAUAUGUAGAAGGGCUUUUGCAGAAAGAAGGACCCUCCUUGGUUUCUGCCAUGAUUCUUUUGUGCGCUGAGCAUAAGUAAAUAUUCUUUUGACAUCAGUCAUUUGUCUGAGUUUGGGGCUGGCUUUGUUUUUCCUUUUCCCAUGAGGCCUAAGCUCCAAAAGUCCAAUCUUAACCUCUGAACAACGGGAUAUAUGAGUGAUAAGAAGUGACUGUCAGGUGUGUUUGCUGCAAGUAAAGGUUGUGUAUAGCAAGUUGUGCUUUCCCAGAAGAAAGUCUUCAGGCCCCAGAGAAAUCCCCCCACCAAUAAUUCUGACCUAUCUAUGAAGAAAGGCUGUCAGCUGUCUGGUACCGCAUCCUGAGUUUGAGCUGUAAUCUGUGCUCCGGUGCUGAGAAUAUGAAACCUGAGACAGGCAGAGAGAAAAUGUCAUGGCUUAAUCCCCAAUUCUUCACCUUAUUUAGGAGAAUCCCUUAAGAAGUUCCUGAUAUCUGCAUACACUGGCAAUGCAAAUUCAGUUGGAAAUCAUAACUAGGAUUGCUUUGACUUUAUUGUCGGGUCAACAGAGUAGGCUUAUAAAUCUGCUAGUGCUGUCAUCAAAGGGAAGGAAGUAUUUUAGCUGGAACAGUUUGGCUGAUUGCUUUUGAUUUAUGAAAUCCAACUUUACUGUUGGACAGAAUGGCUUCAAUGGCAACAAGGCCAUUAUAAUAUUUUAGCAUAUUUCCUGUGAUUGCAACUGAGUUGUCAAAGCUAGCUCAUGAAUUGCAAAUGGGAAAACCAUGCCAUGACAGCUCCUUCUGCUGCUAUCGCAAGGAGGAGAGGCACCAUGCUGAGCAGGUCUGUGGUCUCCUGGAGAAACAAUGUGAAGGGAAUAUAGGAGACUGCAAGGACAAUACUGCUCCAGGGCCUUUAGUGCCAUGGAAUAUCACGGCAGAGACAAAAGAUGAAGUUUCAAGCUUGCAGCAACCAGGGAUAGCUCCCGAAUCCUUAAAAAAUCCACCUCUUGCAGGCUUGGCUGAUGAUGAAUUAAAGGUGACUUGGGAUGGCCAGAUGUAGUAGAUGGAAGGAAAUAAUCUCCAAGAAUAGUCCCCUCUGUGGGUGUUUGGUGAAUCAGUGGAAGUGCUGCUCGAGCCUUGGAGGCAGGAGCACUGGUGGUGACGCAGCUGUGUGGGUGGGCUGCCCAUGCCCAGCCCUCCCUGGCAGCGAGGAGCAAUCUCUGCUUUGUCUGUGAGGGAAACUGAGGUGGAGAGGUAGGGAAUCUGUCCUUUCUGAUCUUCUGAGGCCAGGUGGCUUGUCCACUUGUGCGCUUGGAUAGUGAACAGGGAGGGCUCUGAAAUGGGCCUUUUUCCUGAUCUCCCUCUCAUUUGAGUGUGCAGAGAACCUUGGAGAUUUUACAAGUAGAGGAAAAAGGAAAUAGAAAAAUUCAGCAUUCUCUAAAGGGCCAGGUUCCCUGGGAAAUUCUGGAGUGAGCUGAGGUUUCAGGAAUAAAGAAGUCAGUAUUUAUGCUUAGGGCCUUUACAAAAUCCAGUGAAGCGUGUGGAAAUUUUGUGUCCUCCAGAAACAGGCUUUGAUCAUGGACAAGAUGAGCAACCUCUUUUCCCCUCCAUCACUUGAUUUCAAAUACACAUUUUAAUGUACUUUAGAUACAGUGAAGCAGCAAUACCAUGUUUUUAAUGGUGUGAGUAAAGAACAAGCUUCUCUGGAAGCAAAAGUGUUGUGAUUGUCACUCUCCCUUCCAGAUUUCAUCAAUUCAUCUUUUCAAACUCAUCUAUGCAAAGUAUUUCAUCAUGGUAGUGUAAAUCCUACAUGAGCCCUCUGUACCUGGCGGUAUGCAUGUGAACCACAGCCCUCAGGAAAAGAGGUUUUUUUUUCUGCUUGCUUUAAAAUACCAGCAUGGAAUUUGUCAGUGAUAUGAAUGUGUUCAAGGCAGGAUACAGCCCACUACCUUUGAAGCCACCACAACAUUCACAUUUGGGUUAAGCAGAAAGAGAAUUCAGGCCUUAUGUCAGUGUUUGUAAGCCAAGCCAAUCUCCCAGAAAACCCUCCCAGAUUAUUAUCAUCAUUUUGUGUCUUGUUAUUAUCCAGUCUAAUGUGGGUGAGCCUGUUUGGCAUCCUGUGUUGUCUGCAUGGUAUUAAAAUAAAAAAGAAAAAAAACCCUGAUUCUAUUCAAAAUUGAAAUUGUACUUAAGUGCUUAAAAAAAAAAAAAAAAACAACAAAAAAACUUAAGGGAAAUCCAAAAGUACAAGAGGCAUAAGUUUGAGGGUCCCAGGCUGUCAGCACCUCCAAUGCUCCCCAAAGCUCUGAGCAUCCAAGAAACAUCAGAAAUGAGGGACUGGGCCACAGUAGGAAGCUUGAAGAAAGACAAAUCUGCCUCAGCACAUCGAGAAUUGAAAGAUGUAAAUAUGUUACCAAUGUGUCUAUUUCUAUUUAGAAGCCAUAGAUGUUCUCAGUGUUUGAUCUUUGGGUAAGCUGAUACACAUUUUUGACUGUACUAAUCACUGUAAAAUGUGUUAGCAUGUAAAACAGUGACAAAUUAAGACAGAAAAAUCAGAUACUGUGUUGGCUGGUUCUCGAAAUGUUUGUUGUAGCUGAAACUGUCUGACGGACCAAGACACUGAAGUAUCUCCAGUGCUCCAUAUGGCUUGUGAAGACUAUGGUUAUUGUCUUCUUAUCAGGAACAGGCAGAAUUAAACCCUAUUUGUUAACAUUGUGUUGGCCAAGUGAUACACACUUACUUAGGUGUGCCUUCGAGCCUGUCCCCUUAGAGAUGAGGGAAGGGAGAAAAAUCCCUUCUCUGUCUGGGAGAGGACAAAAAUUCGGUGACAUUUCCUUCAUUUCUAGGCCCUCCUUGCUCUCAACCAUGAGGUUCCUAAUAAAACCUCUGCAUUGAGCCCAUAUAAAUGGUAUUUAAGAAGUGCUGCCUGUUGAGUAUAUCCCUGAUUUUCACCUGGUGGGAAACAAAUCCUUAUUUUGGGAAUACUGGAGUAAAACUUUGGGUCUUCAUUGUAGGGGAGCUUGGGCUAUGACAAAAAGAAAGCUGUUUCAUGUUUGUUGUUUCUGUAAGGCAGUGAUAGUGAGGGUGGAUAAAUCCAUGCAGAAUCAUGUUGGUUUUACAAUGAUGUUAAUCUCUUGUGUCCUUUGGCUGACUUUUAUUUUGUCAAACUUACACCUUGUGAUUUAGGCUUAUUAUUGUUUCUGUAGCUGUAUUAUGGUUGUGAUAGAAAGCCUAUCAAUUGCUGUAAGCCAUAACUAGAACAGUAAUCAGGGGUCUUUGGGUUUGGUUUUUUUAAUUUUUUUUUUUUUGGUCUGUGUCACUGUGUUUGAAAGAUGAUUUAAUUCUAUUGAAUAAACAAACCACUUUAACAGUU